CUAGGGGCUGGCUGUCUGGGAACAUGAGCCGUGUCUUGUCCAUCUCGAGGGCCGCGGCACUUUUAUUUCCACUGGGCUCGCCGGACCAGCCCGUCACGGUGUCUCGGCAAUCGUUGGCACAUUUUGGCACCGUGCCCGCCCACCAUCUCUGAACAACCUGCCACCCUGUGUGCUCCGCGGCCCCCCAGGCGUCCCGGAGUAUUGCUGACACAGUCGAGGGCCAGGGCUUCAGGCCAAGCGCUCUGGGCUGUGCCUGAUUGACGGCCAGGUUUAAAACGUGGAUGUCUCCGUCGUCUCCCCAGCCCAUCGCGGCUUGUGGGCCUCGCAGUCAGCCCAACGUGCCACAACACGCCACCGACUUCCGGAUGGGACCAAUCAACAAACAAAACAAAUAAACAACCAAGCGGAUGGACAUUCCUCUUUCGCAUGUUCGAUAACGUGUCGCAAUUCUGAUCACCUCUAUGAACCAUCUAUCGAGGUCCCUAAUGCACCUGCCAUGCGGAGGCUGGUGCAGGGAGCACGCAUAAAAUGCUGCGGCCACCACGCCAAUAUGCUAGCAAUUAUACUGCUGCUGCUGGGCACCCAUGGUCGCGUUCGCAAUUCUUCGCAAAAAGCAAGCGCGCCCAUUUCUGCUGGGCCUUGACACGCACUCCCCGCGCUCACUGUCCCAUGCCUAUCACUGGCUGACGGGCUCUGGAGGCUGAACACGCAGGGGUGUGCAAGCACUGCGUGGUGUGCGACCCGAGAGCUCCUUGUUGGCGGCGGCGCCGCCCAGUCCUGCCGCUCCGACGGUGCCUCGGUUUCCGCGCUUACCGAGUGCAUAUGUGUGUAGCCCUUACGACCCUUUUGGGGCCGUUCCUGGACAUCCAUUGCCCCGUUGCCUGUUCUGUCCGCAUCGGCUGGUCCCCGAGUCGGCGAUAUCUCGACGCCAUCGGCGCCACCGUGGGACGGCUCCCUGUGUGCUUGAAAGGGAUGUCGCGGCCGCCGGUGUGCGCCUCCACAGAAAAUUCGCACGCUCAUGCCUUUUAGCACCGAGCUAGCAAAGCGCCAGCCAGAGGCCAAAGCGCUCCCCCAGCCCUCAUCCGGCUUGGCCCUGGAACGCAGGUUUGGCUCCCGUGGAAUUUUUCCGGACUGGUCGAAUAGCGUUCACGACUCGUUCCGGCUGUUAAAGCCCUAGGUCAGCCAAGCGAGGACCUGGCAUGUCUGCAUCGACGAGCGGCGGACCCGCGUGCGUGGUCGGACGGCCAUGCCGAGCCUGGACAAGCUGGAGGCUUUGGGCGCACCUAUAAUUCGGAUUCCACCCAUAUGAGCGCCUGCCAACCUAGUGUGCCAGUCACCUCCCUGGGCCCGUGGCUCGAAAUGACCACAAUCUAUGCCAUUCCCGAAAGCGACGGCGCCUCACCUCUCCCAUUAAGUUUAGCCACAGCAACGCCCCGCGGCCUGGGGCAUACGCAACACCAUGAAAUAAUCACGGCUCGAGCUCACGGCGUCCUCCGACGAGUUGCUUUGGUGGAAAACCCCCUGUCUGUCGUGUCGAAACCUUCAACACGCAACGAGACUAGGCUAGUCCUCUAUAUACACUAAGAGAACUCCGCUUCAUCGCCCCUAUAUGGCGGACUUGCCCUUGCUAGGUGCCCUCGGCAUCGCCGCCAUCUUUUGACACCAUCCGAGCCCGAUUCAUGCUCCGAUAACAUCUUUGACAUACCCAUGCCGCCAAUGGUAGGACAUAAAGAGUACACGCCUUCUCGAGAACGCCCAGAUUGUGGCCACCCAUUGCAACAGGCCGUGAUGUCUGGGUUUUAGUAGUCCGGCGAGAUCACCACCAAUAUUCUCUAAGCCGGCAUCGCCGGCGAGGGAAGCAGAGCCAGAGCGAGUGGAAAAAGGCCCCGCGCCGCUAGAAAAGGGUUCCAGAAGGUGAUGACAUGGCGCGCUCCGUGGCCACAACACUUAGCUCUUCGAAUAACGUGUGGCUACCCACUGCUUGGGCCAUCUUCAUGGCGGGAUACAAGAUGGUGACAGAUAGGAGUUUCAACAGCUGCGGAACGGACCAAACUCCCGUAUCGUGUGGCCUUGUCAGAAAGACCCCCUCACUUUUUGGGGUCGCCGCACCAUCGACGUCAAUUAAGCGGCCUGCACGGCCCACAUAUAGUGGGGACAUGUCCCGCAAGGCAAUUGAUCUCAUGUUUGGACGGGAGCCACUUUGAGGAUAAUUUUUUUCAGGUUCGUUUUUUUUCCCCUUCUCUUGCGCCUUCAGUAGCAGUGCCUCUUCAAAAUUUUCCACCGCCCGACACCAAGCUCCCAAUCAGCCUAGCCAGUCGAAAGGGCCUCAGCGUUGCGACCUUGAACUAGCCGCCCAUCCCGUUGCGUUGUCCUAGUUGGAAGCGACGUCUUGAUCCGCUAUCAGCUACCAAAAUGCAUUCUAUCCGCCGUGCCACUCUCCGAGCGGCUACCACCCAUGCGUCGCGGGCGGUAGUCGCAACCCCGCGCCUGGCAUUGGCGGCAAAGACCACUGGAUCCAACCUGCUCCUGUCUUCAGCCGCCGUCCUCUCGCGAUCCUUUGUGGCCACGCGCUGGCUGGCAAACCAAGUCGAUUCGGUAGACCAGGGAGAGGGCAUCAGCGAAGACCACUCUGCGGGCUUGACCGAGGGGUCCGAGUCUGCCACACCUGAGGGUGAGGGACAAGCUGGACCAUAUGUAAGGGGUCAGGACACCCCGUACGGACUCUUCGUUCGUAACCUUGUCUUCGACGCCAACGAGGAGCACCUCAUGGAUGCUUUCAGCAAGUAUGGAGAGAUCACGAAGACCUCGAUCGCGAGAGACGUUCGUGGUCUGAGCAGAGGGUAUGCUUUUGUCUUCUUCACGAACGCUGAAGACAUGAACAAGGCUGCGGCUGGGGCCAACGGUUCUUUCUGGCACGGCCGCCGCAUCCACGCCUCGCCACGCCUCAAGCCAACCAAGGACAAUCGCUCCCAGGGCGAGGCUCGUGAGGCUCGUGAGCGCCUGCCGCUGGCAGAGAGGGUUCCUACGAAGUCUCUGUAUAUCGGCAACAUCCCGUACGAGACGACGGACGUGGAGCUCAACAAGCUCUUCCGGUCGCUGGAUAACGUCACCGAUGUGCGCAUAGCCGUGGACCGCAGCACGGGAUGGCCCCGCGGUUUCGCUCAUGCCGACUUCUCAUCGGAGGAGGCCGCGCUGGCGGCCGGCCAGAAGCUUGAGGACAUGACGCUCCUGGGCAGGCAACUGCGCAUCGACUUUUCGCAGGGCAAGCGGGCCCAGGGCAACGAUGGCGAGCGCCGAAUUUCGACCUCGGGCGAGGACGAGCAGUGAGGGGGGGUGCCAUCCAAUGUACUAUAGAACAAAACCAAACAACCUCGACCUUGCGGGCACCGGAUUUCUUUGUUCCUGAGCAGUGGCUGUGGCUAAUGUGUGGAGGAUUCGAAGGAGCGCCGCGAGCGUGUAAGGAUAGGUAGGUCGGUAUCACGUAGUAUGAUCAAAAAAAAAGAGAGAAAAAAGGAUUCAUAUCA
Messenger RNA from Gaeumannomyces tritici R3-111a-1, 3524 nucleotides. RefSeq names its product nucleic acid-binding protein. The coding region runs from base 2413 to 3327 and encodes 304 amino acids. Lineage: Eukaryota; Fungi; Ascomycota; Sordariomycetes; Magnaporthales; Magnaporthaceae. Gene Ontology annotation, molecular function: RNA binding. The record is from RefSeq and is a predicted model, not a curated record. The transcript has 4 exons.